GAAAAAUGCCAUUUUCCAUUUCUGUUUGCUGCUCCAAGGUCCUCAUCGUCGUUAUCCUACGAGAUAAUGACGUGCUAAGAGGAAGCCGACGCCCUUCAUGACCCAGCUACGCAGCCGCCAGUAGUGACCACCCUUUUCUAUCCAUUUGACCGCAUCCAUGGGCGCCAUCAACAGCGUACGCCGCCUCACGAUCCAGACCAUCGGCCUCCUCGAGGCCCUCGAGCCGACGACGGCCGAAGUCGCGCUCAAGGCCGAGGCCGUCGACGCGAUGCAGCGCCUCGUGCAGGCGAAAUGGCCGCACUUGCGUCUUCGCGCCUUUGGCUCGUCGCAAAAUGGCUUUGGCGGCGGCAGCAGCGACCUCGACAUUGGUCUCUUCUUUGACGACCCCGCCAAGCUCGCGGCCAUCAACUGGAAUGACCGCGUCCAGAUCCUCGCCAGCGUCGCGGGCCUCCUCGCGCACCCGGGCGACCUGCAGCUCGAGCAGUUCAUCUACAGCGCCCGCGUGCCGCUGCUCAAGUUUUGGGACACGCGCCGCAAGAUUGCCAUUGACGUUACGGUCGGCAACCCGCUAGCCUUGGAGAACACGCGGCUUUUGCGCCAGUACGGCCAAGUCGACGCGCGUGUGCGCCCUCUCGUGUUUGCCGUCAAGCACUGGGCCAAGCAGCGCGGAAUCAACGACGCCUCGAACGGCUCGUUGAGCUCCUACGCGUGGAUCAUGCUGGUCAUCUUCUACCUCCAGACGCGGUCGACACCGAUCCUGCCGUGUCUGCCAACCGAGGCCUCGAGCAGCCUCGUGGCUGCCUGCCCGACGCCCGAGGCCAUGCCGUCGCGCUGCGGCCACGACUCGGUCGGCGCACUCCUCGCCGGGUUUUUCCACUUUUACGCGUGGGAUUUUGACUACAAGUCGACGGUUGUGAGCAUUCGAACUGGCGCGGGGCUGCCCAAGAUGGGCAAGUGGGGCCUCGGCCUUGGCACGUGGCGCUUCUCGAUCGAAGACCCGUUUGACCUCGGCCAUGACGUGGGCCGCGUCAUCUUUCAUCCCAAGGGCCAGGCCCGCCUCAACGACGAGCUGCGCCGCGCGGCGACGAUGGCGCUGGUGCCGGACGGCCACCUCGACGUCAUUUGCGCACCGCUCGAGGAGCUCACGUGCUUUAUUUGCAACGCGCGGGCGCACAAGCCGCGCGACUGCCCCGACAUGUGGCUGCCACCAACGGCAGCGACGUCGCCCGUGUCGUCCAGCGGCAGCGCGAGCUCGUAUGGCAAGUCCACUGGCAAGCCGCCGAAGGUCGUGUCGAUCAAGGCGGCGACGCCGACGGCCGUCAAGAACCAUAAAUUCCACCUCGAGAGCAAGAAGCGACCCCGACGACGCUCCAAGAGCUCCCCAAAGAAAAAAAUGAUGCUCAUCUAGUCGAGUCCCAUUUGAUUUUCGUUGUCGUCGUCCACGAUGUGUGUCUCUCCUAUUUACUACCUCUCUACGAACUAGAUUGUCGUGAUCUAGUACAAUAACAAACAAAAUUCAUGUCGCAUGUGCCACCGGGUUCAAAA
Messenger RNA from Saprolegnia diclina VS20, 1545 nucleotides. RefSeq lists its product as hypothetical. The record is from RefSeq and is a predicted model, not a curated record. Gene Ontology annotation, molecular function: nucleotidyltransferase activity. Gene Ontology annotation, biological process: RNA 3'-end processing. NCBI's taxonomy places the organism in Eukaryota, Oomycota, Saprolegniomycetes, Saprolegniales, Saprolegniaceae. The transcript is spliced from 4 exons. Bases 158 to 1408 code for a protein of 416 amino acids.